UUUUAAGCAAUUAGCAGUUUUAAUUAAGUGUUUUGUUAUUUUCAAAGCAUAUUUUACACAUGACAAAUGAAUUUGUAGUUAUAAUCAAAAUUUUUCAUAGCAGCUCAAGAUGACUGAGGACAUAAAAGUUACGUUCAUCAUUCCAAGAAACUGCCGAAGUGAAAAUGAAUGUUCUGAAGAAAUGCAGCUCGCAUUUACCGCCUGUGAGCAGCAUAGCGGAGGUGGACUCAAAGCCCAAUUUGUGCACGAGAGCAACUACACCAAGUUUGAUGGCCUCACUAAGAAGGACGUGUUUGUUUUGAAUGAAUUUGACGGAGAGCUGUAUGAGAAACUGAAGACCACCAAGUGUUUACUGGUCGGACCUCGUUGCUUGUCAUGUUGUCUGACGGAAGGCGUGCCGAUACCGUCUGGGCCCGAACCAGUUUUCACAGUGGCUAUGAGAGGCCUUGUAGUUACAGCGAGCGGCUUGUCUAAACAACAAAAAGAAACAAUAAAAAAGAAAGUCCACUGGAUGGGAGGCAUAUACAGCGUGGUGCUUACAGACGAGACGACACAUCUCGUCUCCAAUACUGUAUUGUCUGAUAAAUACAUUAAAUCGGUCGAAAAAGGCAUUCCGGUAAUGGCUGAGUCGUGGAUUCAUGCGGUCUGGGAAGCCUCUCUAAGUCUCAAUGUUAGAGGUUCAUCGUCAGACUUCGACGACCACAAACUGCCACCAUUUGCCAAUUUACAAGUCACCACCUCAGGCAUAACGAAGAAGGACAAGCAGAUGAUAAUGAAACUGGUGAACGAGUACGGUGGAACGUUCUCCGGUGCUUUCCAGAGUGAGACCACGGAUAUUGUUAUAUUGACAAAAGAAGGCAUAGGCAGCGAGAAAUACAAAGCGGCCAUAGAGUACGGCAAAGCGUGCGUGGUUCCCGCCUGGGUGAAGGAGUCGGCGGCGAGCGGCGCGGCGCUGCCGCUAUCGCGGUACCGCGUGGCGGGCGCCUCCACCUCGUCCCCGCUGGCGGAGCACCGGCUGCCCGAUAUGAGCCUGAACUUCUCUAGGAUAACGAAUUUGAGACCGCCAAGUAAUUUCGUGGACGAAACCAGGGCGGCGGACAUGUCAACUCUAUCUGGGAAGAUGAAGUUGUCACAAGAUUCCAAGAAAUCCAACGAUUCGUCCGUCAUCGAUAAAGAAUUGCAGACUGCUUUUGAGAAUUUCGACAUGAGUUUAAUCAAGAAGGCUGGACCUAUAUUCGAUGGAUUCUGUAUCUGGGUGACAGGACUCGAAGGCGUGAGUCGCGAACGCGCCGCAGCAAUGGUCUCUAAAUGUGGGGGAGUCAGAUACGAUUGUCCCCACGAAAGGGUCACCCAUGCCGUAGCGGGGACUAAGGGAGCCGCUGCUAGUGUAGGGCUAGCGUGCCCUAAUGUACCUAUACUGUCGCCUAUGUGGCUGUUGAAAAGUGUAAUCGAAGGGCGAGCAUUGGAUGAGGCAGAGUUCCUUAUAGACGCAAAGCCGGCCACGCCCGUGAAGUCUACACGUAAGCCGCGCAUCGAACCCGCGUCCCCGAUGAGCAAACGCAACAUACAACUGCUGCGCCGCGGGCCGCUGGACCUGCCGCCGCCCACUCCCGAGCGGCCGGAACGGAACGAUGAGAUCGUCAACCAUUAUCUUAGUCAAGUAGUGGAACCAGAACCAGCGAGUGAGAAAACUCCAGAGAAACCGGAACCGAAUGUGACCUUACCCCUACCACAGGACAUCACUGAUGACGUAGAAGAGCCUACCGAAGAAGUGGAACAGAUAUUUGCAGGCAUGAAAUUGGAAGUGCAAGGCUUAGACGAGGAGGCGAUAUGUGAGAUCGGCGCGGAGGUAGCGGCGGCCGGCGGCGUAUUGCUGGCGGGCGGGGCGCCCGGGGCGCGCCGCCUGGUGCCCCUCGAUUUUGACCCGGACCCGGCAGGGGGCGCUGAAGCCGUCACUGUCUUUUGGAUCAAAGACUGUCUCUCGCAACAAGAGCUACUCCCCAUACAAUACUACCACCGGCCCGUGAAGUUGCCUCAAUGGAGCCCCGGCGCUCCGUUGCCGCUAGAGGGCGUUGUUGCUAGUUUGAGCACUUAUAGCGGAGUUGAGAGGGCGUUUUUGGACGAAUUGGCCAAAUUGCUGGGUGCCACUACCCAACUCCGUUUCUGCCGACGCAACACGGCCACCGCCCAGGCUUCCACCCACUUGAUAUGUCCCACGCCUAGCGGGGACAAAUACCAGGGUGCCUUGAAGUGGGGGUUGCCCGCCGUCACCGCUGAUUGGCUGAUGCAAUGCGCGAAAGAGGGGAGAAGAGUGAGCGAGAGAAACUACUUAGUGGGAGACACUAAAGCGCCACCUUCUCCCGAGAAACCUUCGGAGGAGCCGAUGGUGGAACAAGCACACGAACAAACGAACGUGACGACAGACAAAGAGAACGCCAUGUUGCCGCCAGAGGGCGCUGUUCUGCCGCGACGGAGUUCGGCGCCGAGCAGAGAGCAAACUCCUAAACAUAAAGCUACAGCCGUAGACGAUAUGUCCCCAGCGUCUCGGUAUAUCGCGAUGGCCCGCCAAGGACUGCUUGGCGGCGAUUCCCAGGAGACUCCCAAGAGAAUACAGGAUUUGAAGGAUGACGCAAGACAGGAUGUCGAAUGCGGAGUCCGGACGCCGCCUUUGGACGAUGCCCUAUCGACGCCCAAUCUCCGAGGUCUAAGCCCCACCACCAGACGGAGAUUGCAAGCGGUCAGACGUGGGGAAAUGCCUUCAGAUCCUAUACGGACCCCGGCGGAUCCUUUCGACAAGAACCCCGAAACUCCAGACAGCGCUUUCGGAGCCGCGCUAAGACCAGGCUCGGGAAGAUUAUCUCCCGAAGCCCGCAAAAGGCUGUGGAAAGUCGUUCAAGACCUACCUUCUAAGGAGACUCAUCCUAUCAAAGAGAAACAUACGCCGUUGUCCGAGAUCCGCAACCGGUUCCUGGCACAGUUCAAUGGUGACGCGCCCACACCGCCUUCGGACCACACACUGGCCCCAAGGAAAUUACAUUUGCAGGAUCAAGCUGACACGCCGCCAGCUAAAAUUGCAAAGAUUUCGAUAGAUCAAAGCGCCGGAGGCGGAAUAAUAAGCGACAUUGACGAAACAUCUAAAAGCGCUUCGAAUUCCACCAAAUCGAGUUCGUCAAGCGCUUUACCUUUAGUUGUUGACGCUCAACUACAGCGGCUCAGUGCAGCGCUGAGUUCGCGACUGAGCUCACAGCGGGCGAGGCGGACCAGAGACUCUUUGACGCUAGCACCGCCUUCUAACGCAGAGGCGGGCCCGGAAUCUCAGCCCAAUACAGUGGGAUGGGAUGACACCACGCCGGCGCAGAACGCGCAAUGUGAACCCGUCGCUGAGACAGCGCCAGCGCCGGCCGUAAAGCGAUUCAUGCUGUCUUCUAACGUUGAUAACCGCGAAGAAAUAAUCGAAAUGAUCCAAUACCUGGGCGGCGAAGUGUGCGAGGGUGCUGAAUUGGACCCGGCAGCGACUCACCUACUCUGUGCGGCGCCGGGCCGCUCCGAGAAGAUGCUGGGCUCUGUGGCGGCCGGCCGCUGGGUGCUGCACCCGGCUUAUAUACCGAGGAGCAGGGCGUGCGGGAAAUUUGUAUCGGAGGAAGAAUACGAGUGGGGCAACCCUCUAGCUGCCUCCCUCCCCUCGCUGUCGGGCGCGGAGAGCCAGCUGGCGCGCGCGGCGCACCGCUGGCGAUCUGCGCGUGCGCACGGGCGGCCGGGCCCGCUGGCCGGCGUGGCCGCGCUGCUGCACGUGCCGCCGGCCCGGCGCCGGCUGCUGGCCCGGCUCGUGCUGGCCGGCGGCGGCGCUGCGCCUGACUUGCAGCCUCCAUACAACGACGAAUCAAUAACAGUGUGCUUCGCUGACCUGAAACGUUACCCGAUAUCGGAACGGGACGCCGCGUGGCUCAUGUCCCGCAAAAUACCCGUAUGCCCGCCAGUGUUACUUAGUUCGUAUUUAACGGACGAAACACCGCCCGUGCCGGAGGAGCAUUGCUUGCCCGAAUUCAAGCCUAAAUGAUUGUGUGAGCACAAAACGAGCAAUAGAUAUGUUAAUAUUUUGUCUUAGCAAAAGUGCCUAGGUUUCCAAACUAUAUAAUGAGUAUUGCUCGCCUGACUUCAAGCUUCACCCUUAGGAUACUCGUAUGUCGCCUUGUAUUACUUACGGAUGACACACUGCUAGUUCCCGAGGAGCAUUGCGUGCCCGGAUUCAAGCCUAAAUAAAUGAUUAAAUACAAAAGAAGCAAUGUAUAUGUAAAAUUUUGUCUCAGCAAAAGAGUAUGUGUUUUUUAAAUAUGAGUAUUGCUUGCUCUACUUCAUACUUCAUCCUUAGGAUGCUCGUAUGUCCGUAUAACUUGUAUCUCACGGAUGACACACCGCCGGUACCAGCGUAUCAUUGCUCGCCCGACUUCAAGCCUAAAUGAUUUAUUAAUACAAAUGGCGUACAUACAUACAUACAUAAAAUCACGCCUCUUUCCCGGAGGGGUAGGCAGAGACUACCGCUUUCCACUUGCCACGAUCUCUGCAUACUUCCUUCGCUUCAUCCACAUUCAUAACUCUCUUCAUGCAAGCUCGGCGGUUUUGGGUACUUUUGACCUGACCCUUUACCAGGACGUCCUUUACUAGAACAAAUGACGUAAUGUAUACAUAUUUGUGCCUUAACAAUGUUACUGAGAGAGCAUUUACAAACAUCUAUUAUCCAUUCUAGUUUUAUUCAUAGAUUAAUUAUAAGAUACUUACGAGUUCUUAUAUUACUUACUCGUACCUAUGGCUUUGUAAAUCACGAUGACUUUCGUGGCGCAUUGUUUAAAUAAUUCUAUGAUUCGUAUGAAUUAUACAAUAGGUCUUGUAGUAAAAUGGUGCAACCCAUACAAAAGCUUAACUUUAAAGAUGUACCGAAAAAUCUGUUAGUCUAGAUCUACUAGCGAAAAACUAUCGCUGUUUCGCUUUUUAUUAAGACGUGAAACGGGACAGCGAUAGAUAAUCGCGCUAUAAAACUGGUCGACUUUAUUAAUUACUUAUGUCAAUGAAUAUCUAAACAAAUGUAAAUUUUUAUUUAAAGAUUUUUCUAAAGUCUUUGUAAGGUGAUGUGAAGUUUUCUCUCUUGCUGCAAAAUAUAUUGGACAUUGCGUCGUCAUCGAUGUUUUGACUGUAUUAUUUAUUGUAUAUAAGUUAGUUAAAUAUUCAAGGUCGAUUUAAUAAAA
Molecule: messenger RNA, 5240 nt
Organism: Amyelois transitella
Lineage: Eukaryota; Metazoa; Arthropoda; Insecta; Lepidoptera; Pyralidae
Gene: mus101
Product: DNA topoisomerase 2-binding protein 1-A
Exons: 26
Coding region: 110-4057 (1315 amino acids)
Biological process (GO): DNA replication initiation; mitotic DNA replication checkpoint signaling; mitotic G2 DNA damage checkpoint signaling
Source: RefSeq, a predicted model, not a curated record